AUGAACACCCGCUCCGGGGGCCAGCCUUCCGCCGCCCCAGAAGCCAUACUCAACAGCGGAGAGGUGGUCUUGCCGCCCCGCAUCUCCAGAGUGAACGGCUGCUCGUUACCCCUGCACUGCUUCCAGGUGGUGACCUGGGCUGUCUUCGUGGGCCUUUCCUCGGCCACCUUCGGGAUCUUCAUUCCCCUCCUGCCUCACACGUGGAAAUACAUCACCUACGUGGUGACCGGGGGGAUCUUCUCCUUCCACCUCGUCAUCCACCUGAUCGCCUCCUGCAUCGACCCGGCCGACUCCAAUGUCAAAUUGACGAAGGACUAUUCUCAGCCCGUGCCCAUUUUUGACAGAGCAAAACACGCACACGUGAUCCAGAAGCAGUUCUGCCACCUGUGCAACGUCACUGUGAACAAGAAAACCAAACACUGCAUUUCCUGCAAUAAGUGUGUGUCUGGCUUCGACCAUCACUGCAGAUGGAUCAACAACUGCGUGGGAAGCCGAAAUUACUGGUUCUUCUUCAGCACUGUGGCCUCGGCCACAGCUGGCAUGCUCUGCCUGAUCGCCAUCCUGCUGUACGUCCUCGUCCAGUACCUCGUGAACCCCGGGGUGCUCCGCACGGACCCCAAGUAUGAAGAUGUCAAGAAUACGAACACGUGGCUGCUGUUCCUCCCCCUGUUCCCGGUGCAGGUGCAGACCCUGACAGUCGUGACCAUCUGGAUGUUCGUGCUCCUGCUGGACCUUCUUGGCUUGGUGCACCUGGGCCACCUGCUUAUCUUCCACAUCUACCUGAAGGCCAAGAAGAUGACCACCUUUGAGUAUCUCAAUAAGACCUGCAAAGAAGAGAGUUCAAAACAUCUGCCUGUUGUCAAAACAGCGAGGAAAGAUCCACAGGUGCAAAUGGAGGAAGGAUUUCUCCAGUUUUUCUUUAGUGAAUUAGCGUUCAACAGUUGGGUUAUUUGGCGUAUCAAACGUAACAGCUCUUUGCAUAUUAGGAACCGUAUGGGAUCUUUCACGGUGUAG
Nomascus leucogenys (northern white-cheeked gibbon) is the source of this 1014-nucleotide messenger RNA. RefSeq names its product probable palmitoyltransferase ZDHHC11. The coding region runs from base 1 to 1014 and encodes 337 amino acids. The transcript is spliced from 7 exons. Gene Ontology annotation, biological process: peptidyl-L-cysteine S-palmitoylation; protein targeting to membrane. Gene Ontology annotation, cellular component: Golgi apparatus; endoplasmic reticulum. The record is from RefSeq and is a predicted model, not a curated record. NCBI's taxonomy places the organism in Eukaryota, Metazoa, Chordata, Mammalia, Primates, Hylobatidae. Gene Ontology annotation, molecular function: protein-cysteine S-palmitoyltransferase activity.